This is a messenger RNA of Frankliniella occidentalis (western flower thrips), 1747 nucleotides long. RefSeq lists its product as uncharacterized. The transcript has a single exon. Gene Ontology annotation, molecular function: glucosaminyl-phosphatidylinositol O-acyltransferase activity. The record is from RefSeq and is a predicted model, not a curated record. Gene Ontology annotation, cellular component: endoplasmic reticulum; membrane. Gene Ontology annotation, biological process: GPI anchor biosynthetic process; protein localization to plasma membrane. Lineage: Eukaryota; Metazoa; Arthropoda; Insecta; Thysanoptera; Thripidae. The coding region runs from base 290 to 1732 and encodes 480 amino acids.
UCCAAAACUUAUAAGUGCUUUAUAUGAAAGCCUUUCCUUUCUUUUCUUUGCAAACAUCAAAUUAUUUGCCCUGUUGUUUAGUGUAAAUUAUCAGUCUUGUGUUGGUGAGCCUGGAUUCAAAAACGUCUGCUAGUUAUCCUUAUCAAUCGCUGAAAAGUACUGAAUGAAAACAGAAACAACUUGAAUGAAUGAAUGAAAUCACUCACACACUCAGGAUACCGAACGGACUGCAAGUCAGAAAGAGUAUUGAAGAUAAGUUUAGAAACCGUCCGGCCAACUGUCUUUAAUAAUGAAGGAUCUAAACUAUAAGUUAUUCCAUGAGAGCUUGACAUCAAACAACAAUGGGACGACAGCUAUUGAAAGUACUCUUGUUAUUAUACCAUCAAUCAUCAGUGUGUACAUUUUAACUCUGAUACGUUCUCUCCAGGAUUCAAAGAAAGAAACAGUAACAAGAUCAUAUUGGUCACAGUUUUUUCUCGAGUUUUUUAUUAUUAUCAUGCCAAGCAUUAUGUGCUUCACAAUUUUGGCCGACCAUCUAGUUAUAGUCUAUGGAGCUCUUUUUCUGAUCGGCAUUGUAUUGCUACUGAAAAAUCAUGUGCUGAAGACUAUGCUCACUUCUUGCUUUGGAGAGAUACAAUGGAAAACGCAUAGAGAUAUUGUAUCUUACAGAUCUGAUCCACUUCAUCGGUCAUACAUUACCAAUUUUCGAGCUAUUACGAAUAUGUUGACAGUUCUAUGUAUCCUAGCUGUUGAUUUUCAUAUUUUUCCAAGACGUUUUGCCAAGACUGAAACUUUUGGAUAUGGUGUUAUGGAUUUUGGCGUUGGAUUGUUCAUUGUUGGAAACGCUCUUGUUCACCCUGAAGCACAAUUUAAAGUUGGGCCAAGGAUUUGGAAAACUGCACUUCAAUGUAUUCCACUGAUAUUCUUGGGAAUAGGACGUUUGAUUUUGACCAACCAAGUUGAGUACCACGAACAUGUUACAGAGUAUGGUCAACACUGGAAUUUUUUCUUCACAUUAGCGGUAACAAAAUUAGCAUGCUCAAUUAUCCUGAAAACUGUUAAAGGUAGCACAAACGUCUACUUUUUUUUCACCAUUCUAAUGAUUUGCUCGUAUGAGACAGUGUUGCAAUGUGGUCUUCAAAAAUGGAUUUUGGGUAAUGCACCUCGACUUGACUUGGUGUCAGCUAAUCGAGAAGGCCUUGCAUCAAUUGUUGGAUAUGUUGCCUUGUAUUUUGGAGGGGUAUCGCUUGGCAGAAUUUUAAGGAGGUUUGAUACUCUAAAUCCAGUAAAAAAUUUAAGACUAGCAAAAAUAUUGGUCAGUAUUUCAACAAUUUGCUGGAUUGUGACCUAUACAUGUGAUAAAACUUUUGGGAUCUCCAGGAGAUUAGCAAACUGUGGAUACUUAUUUUGGAUGAUCUCAUUUACAACAACUGUUUUAGCAUGUUUACUUGUUAUUGAAUGUUUUUCUCUCUAUCUAAAAUAUGUGAAUGUAUUUUCCAAAAGAAGUCAACCUAAUCCAAAUGUUGCAUUUGUGCCAAAUCUCCUUGCAGCUAUCAACUUUAACGGGCUUACUUUUUUCUUACUUGCAAAUUUGUUUACAGGCAUAAUAAACCUGAAGUUGAAAACGUUCAACCUCAACCCUGUUACUAGUCUAAUAAUUCUUAUUCUUUAUAUGCUUUUGAAUUGUAUGACUGUUUCAGUUUUGCACCAUAAAAAAAUAAAGCUACUGUAAUUCUACAAUGUAGAA